AUGGCUGAAGGAGCAGGCUUCCGUGUUCAAGCUUUCGACAAGAGCUACGGGGACAAGCGUGCUUCAAGAAAGGGUAAAAGAUCUUGCAUGGACCUGAACUCCAAUGCGGGGAUGGUGAUCGCCAUAUCCCUGGUUUUGCGAUCGAAGCUGGACCAGCUCGUGGCGGCCUUUGGCGUUGUUUGUUCGAGCUUUGUCCCGAUCAAUCGUGGGACUUCCAAGCGUUCCUUCUUGUGCCCUCACGGUGAUGAAUCUGUGGUUGGUGUUCGCCGGGGAAACAAGCUCAUGGCAAGGAGUACAAUCCUCAUGUACUUGGUCAUCGCAGCUGGUGGCCACUAUGUUCUGGAGAACCCCCAGGGUUCCCUGAUAGCCUUGCAUAACCGCUAUGUUCAAUUCCUACGUACACUGCUGGCCUGUGGUGUCACUACCUACAAAGUAUCCAUGUGGAUGAGAAAGUUUCAGUCCUUCACCUGGAAGCGAACGUGGCUGUGGUCAAGCUCUGAUCUCAUCUACCGACUUGAUCUGGGGCCUCUGACUGAGGAGGAGAAAGCGAACAGUGUAAAGACGGUAACGAGGACUACUCAGAACGGCAAGGAAUGUUGGACGGCGAACGACAAGUUAAAGCCAACGCAGCUCCUUCGCUAA
Molecule: messenger RNA, 642 nt
Organism: Symbiodinium sp. CCMP2456
Lineage: Eukaryota; Dinophyceae; Suessiales; Symbiodiniaceae
Source: the annotation of a GenBank genome assembly